This is a messenger RNA of Eimeria necatrix, 1146 nucleotides long. RefSeq lists its product as hypothetical. The record is from RefSeq and is a predicted model, not a curated record. The transcript is spliced from 9 exons. Lineage: Eukaryota; Apicomplexa; Conoidasida; Eucoccidiorida; Eimeriidae. Gene Ontology annotation, cellular component: cytoplasm. The coding region runs from base 1 to 1146 and encodes 381 amino acids.
AUGAUUGUCUUGUGCUGGUUCCUACAUCACAAUGAAUACAAUGGCAUGCGCAUUGAGGAACUGGAGGCGCUCGCGCUUAUGGAAGGAGUCGAGCAAAACUCGCUGUGGCAGGGCUGCAAACGCCCAGAUUCAGCAGCCGAAGAGCAGUUUGCGUUCGUCUGUGUUCCCUCAGUAGCCUUCUGUGAGGCUAUCAUGAAACGCUCUCUGUUGAUUAAAGCCUUCGUUGAGGUAUGGGCCAGCGGCGCGACGUACGAAGCUAUUCUAAAGGAGAUUAAGGAAAAUAAGAUGGACACGUUUCGGAAGUGGAUUUGCAAGGACCGGACUUGGGCUUUUCGUGUAGAUGCCUUCGGUAAAUGCCUCAGCAGCGAUGAGCAGCGCCAAAGAAUGAAUUUUUUCGCUUCUCUUUUCGAAGGCAAUGAGAAGGUCAACCUUUCCGAUCCCGACACGACCCUCGUCGUGGCGGAGGGCCACGUCUCUGCCGACUGCGUCGUUUUAGACCCAUUUGUGGGCACUGGAGGUCUCCUAAUAGCUGCUUCUCACUACGGAGCUUUUUGCAUAGGCUCAGAUAUCGAUAUACGAGUGCUAAAGGGCUAUGGCGUCUCCUACCUAAACCCCCACUUGGACUUUAAAGAAAAGCGGACGGAUGUGUUUCGCAACUUCGACGAAUAUGGGCUGAAGCGACCAGAGAUCAUCCGCUGCGACAACGCCGCGUGGGUUUGGCGGCUUCCUUAUGAAGAAAGAGCUGACGAAACAGCUCAGAGUUCACUAGGGAGCUCUGGCGAAAAAACAGUUGUGCACGGCGUACAAGCUGCCUACUUGUCAAGGAACGUAGAAGGAGGAAAGCCCUGGGUUGAUUGCAUCAUGACAGACCCGCCCCGACUAACUUACAUUCCGCCUACUGUAACAUACAACUCGCGGGCCGUCGUCAGCGACCUUUUAAGCCUUUCUUCCCGUUUGCUGGUCGACGGUGGCCGGCUAGUCUUCCUAAUGCCAGUUGAGCUCUCCAGCGCGAGAGAUGAUAUUGGCUGUCUUCACCACAGCGACUUGGAUUUAAUAGCAACGAGUUUUCAGGCUUUGUCAGGAGGCAUGGGGAGAGUUCUAGUUACAAUGCAGCGGAGGCCGCGGAAGUCGGCGGGAGGCUUGUAA